AUUUUGGGGGGAUUUGCUCUGGGCAGUUGCUUUGCCCAGUAGUUGAAAAGUGAACUCGACUCGUGAUGGUUCUCCUGUCACUUUGGUUGAUAGCAGCCGCUCUGGUAGAGGUUAGGACUUCAGCUGAUGGACAAGCUGGUAAUGAAGAAAUGGUGCAAAUAGAUUUACCAGUAAAGAGACAUAGAGAGUAUGAGCUGGUGACUCCAGUCAGCACAAAUCUAGAAGGACAUUAUCUCUCCCAUAUUCUUUCUGCAAAUCACAAAAAGAGGUCAACAAGGGACGUGUCUUCCAACCCUGAGCAACUGUUCUUUAACAUCACAGCAUUUGGAAGAGAUUUUCAUCUGCGACUAAAGCCUAACACUCAACUUAUAGCUCCUGGGGCUGUUGUGGAAUGGCAUGAGACAUCUCUGAUGCCUGGGAAUAUAACCGACCCCAUAAAUAAGCAUCAACCUGGAAGUGCUUCAGAAAGAAUCUGGAGAAAAGAGCCUUUGCAGACUAACUGUGCUUAUGUUGGUGACAUCAUGGGCGUCCCAGGAACCUCUGUUGCCAUUAGCAACUGUGAUGGUCUGGCUGGAAUGAUAAAAAGUGAGAAUGAAGAAUAUUUCAUUGAGCCUUUGGAAAGAGGUAAGCAGAUGGAAGAAGAAAAAGGAAGGAUUCAUGUUGUCUACAAGAGAUCAGCAGUAGAGCGGGCGCCCAUAGACAUGUCCAAAGACUUCCACCAUUACAGAGAGUCGGAUCUGGAAGGCCUCGAUGACCUAGGUACACUUUACAGCCACAUUGACCAACAGCUGAAUGAAACAAUGAGGCGCCGCAGACACGCUGGAGAGAACGAUUACAACAUCGAGGUGCUGCUGGGAGUGGAUGACUCCGUGGUCCGUUUCCAUGGCAAAGAGCAUGUUCAAAACUACCUCCUCACCCUGAUGAACAUUGUGAAUGAAAUUUACCAUGAUGAGUCCCUUGGAGUACACAUGAAUGUGGCCCUAGUACGCAUGAUAAUGCUGGGCUAUGCAAAGUCCAUCAGUCUCAUAGAAAGGGGAAACCCAUACAGGAGCUUAGAGAAUGUGUGUCGCUGGGCUUACCAACAACAAAAAUCUGAUCCCAACCACCCUGAGCACCAUGAUCAUGCAAUUUUCUUAACCAGACAAGACUUUGGACCUGCUGGAAUGCAAGGAUAUGCUCCAGUCACGGGCAUGUGUCAUCCAGUGAGAAGUUGUACCCUGAAUCAUGAGGAUGGUUUUUCAUCUGCUUUUGUAGUAGCCCAUGAAACUGGCCAUGUGUUGGGAAUGGAGCAUGAUGGACAAGGCAACAGGUGUGGGGACGAAACUGCUAUGGGCAGUGUCAUGGCUCCCUUAGUACAAGCGGCAUUUCAUCGUUACCACUGGUCCCGAUGCAGUGGUCAAGAAUUGAAAAGAUACAUCCACUCCUAUGAUUGUCUCCUUGAUGACCCUUUUGAACAUGAUUGGCCCAAACUCCCAGAACUUCCUGGAAUAAAUUACUCUAUGGAUGAGCAAUGCCGUUUUGAUUUUGGUGUUGGUUACAAAAUGUGCACUGCGUUCCGAACCUUUGACCCGUGUAAACAGCUCUGGUGCAGCCAUCCUGAUAACCCCUACUUUUGUAAGACUAAAAAGGGACCCCCACUUGAUGGGACUGAAUGUGCUGCUGGAAAAUGGUGCUAUAAGGGUCAUUGCAUGUGGAAGAAUGCUAAUCAACAAAAACAAGACGGUAAUUGGGGAUCAUGGACAAAAUUUGGCUCCUGUUCGCGGACAUGUGGAACUGGUGUUCGUUUCCGAACCCGCCAGUGCAAUAAUCCCAUGCCCAUCAAUGGUGGUCAGGAUUGUCCUGGUGUUAAUUUUGAGUAUCAGCUUUGUAAUACAGAAGAAUGCCAAAAACACUUUGAGGACUUCAGAGCGCAGCAGUGCCAGCAGCGUAACUCCCACUUUGAAUUCCAGAAUACCAAACACCACUGGUUGCCAUAUGAACAUCCUGACUCCAAGAAAAGAUGCCACCUUUACUGUCAGUCUAGAGAGACUGGAGAUGUUGCUUACAUGAAACAGCUGGUACACGACGGAACUCGCUGUUCUUACAAGGACCCAUACAGCAUAUGCGUGCGAGGAGAGUGUGUGAAAGUGGGCUGUGAUAAAGAGAUUGGUUCCAACAAGGUUGAGGAUAAAUGUGGUGUCUGUGGAGGAGAUAAUUCCCAUUGUCGAACUGUGAAGGGGACAUUUACCAGAACUCCCAGGAAGCUCGGGAAGACAAGAGGCGCUUUCACCUUACCCAGAGGAGCUCGUAAUAUUUCUCUUGCUGAAACAAGAGAAGCUAAAAAUGUACUGGCAAUUAAGAAUCAGGCUACAGGCCACUACAUUUUAAAUGGCAAAGGGGAGGAAGCCAAGUCACGAACCUUCAUAGAUCUUGGUGUGGAGUGGGAUUAUAACAUCGAAGAUGACAUUGAAACUCUUCACACUGAUGGACCCUUACAUGAUCCCGUUAUUGUUUUGAUUAUACCUCAGGAGAAUGAUACCCGCUCUAGCCUGACAUAUAAGUAUAUCAUCCAUGAGGACUCUGUACCUACAAUCAACAGCAACAACGUCAUCCAGGAAGAACUGGAUACUUUUGAGUGGGCUCUGAAGAGUUGGUCUCAGUGUUCCAAACUCUGUGGUGGAGGUUUCCAGUACACUAAAUACGGAUGCCGUAGGAAAAGCGAUAAUAAGAUGGUUCAUCGUAGCUUCUGUGAGGUCAAUAAAAAGCCAAAACCUAUUAGACGAAUGUGUAAUAUUCAAGAGUGUACACAUCCGCUCUGGAUAGCUGAGGAGUGGGAACACUGCACCAAAACCUGUGGCAGUUCCGGCUACCAGCUUCGCACGGUGCGCUGCCUUCAGCCACUCCAUGAUGGCACCAACCGCUCUGUACACAGCAAGUACUGCGUGGGUGACCGUCCUGAGAGCCGCCGGCCCUGUAAUAGAGUACCCUGUCCAGCCCAGUGGAAAACAGGGCCCUGGAAUGAGUGUUCAGUGACCUGCGGUGAAGGAACAGAGGUGAGGCAGGUCCUGUGCAAGGCUGGAGACCACUGCGACGGUGAAAAGCCGGAGUCCGUCAGAGCCUGUCAGCUGCCUCCCUGUAAUGAUGAGCCCUGUCUGGGAGACAAGUCCAUAUUCUGUCAGAUGGAAGUGCUGGCACGAUACUGCUCCAUCCCAGGUUAUAACAAGCUCUGUUGCGAGUCAUGUAGCAAGCGCAGCAGUACCCCGCCACCACUAGAAGCUGCUGAAGCUCAUGAUGAUGCAGUCUUCAGUCCCAGUGAUCUCCCUGGAUCUCUAGUGAUGCCUACACCUUUCAUCCCUUACUAUCCAGAGACUCCUGCUGAGAAAAAGUCUUUGAGUAGCAUCUCUGCAGUGGGGAGUCCAAAUGCAUAUGCUGCUUUCAGGCUGAACAGUGAAACUGAUGGUGCUAACUUACCCCAAAGGAGAGCUCAGCAAACCAGAAGUAAGACAUUGAGCCUGGUCUCAAUACCGCCCUCCUCACCCACCAAGAGUGGCCACCUCCAUUCUGCUUCACAGAGGGCGGCCGCUUCCUUCCUGGCAGUCAGUGAUUCAAUAGGUGCCUCUUCUCAGGCAAGAACCUCAAAGAAAGAUGAAAAGAUUAUUAACAAGAGACAUCUGAUAAGAUCAUCCACCUUAGAAAGAUGAAGAAGUGAAAUUUUAAUGGUAGAAAUCAGAGGGAAACCUGGACAACUUCCCUCUCCACAUGGUGCAUACAACUUAGUGAAAAUCUCCAUAGCUCGCCAAUUCAUUUUAUCCAUAAGUGAAAGAACAAAAAGUGCUGGUUCACUUUUCUAGUUGCUUUCAUCCUCCUCCUGUUCUGCAUUGACUCAUUCACCAGAAUUCGUUGGAAGAAAGCACCAAAGAUUACUAACGGGGAAAAUAGGUUGCUAUGUGUGUUGGUCACUCUCUAAUGAAGAAAAGGGACUGGAAUCAAUGGUGCAUAUCAGCUGGAUUUUUGUUUUAAAAAGUUACAGUAAACAUUUUAAAAAGAGAUGCCAACAGUUUACACUUCAAGAAAUUUUGGAAAUGGAGCAGAGAAUUCAUAGACUUGUAUUCCUAUUUAUCUAUAUUAGAAAUAUUGUAUGAGCAAAUUUGCAGCUGUUGUGUAAAUACUGUAUAUUGCAGAAAUCAGUAUUAUUUUAAGAGAUGUUCUCAAAUGAUUGUUUACUAUCUUACAUUUCUGGAUGUUCUAGGUGCCUGUCAUAGAGUAUUGCCUUAUUUUACAUUCCAUAGAUUGACUUUCAAGGCAGAAUGUUGAGAAGUUAGAAUCAUAGCUACCGACAAUAUAAGAGGUUUUGUUGUAUGGCUUUUGUUGAAUCAAUAAUGUGAUAUCUAAAUUAUAGAAAAAGAAAAAAACAGAAGCUUCAGACUUGUAAGUCUUGCUUUACCUAUUGCCUUCCAUCCUGUAAUUAAAAGGAAUUAGGAGUGGUGUCAGAGUACACUUUUGGUCACAGAGAACAGUGAAUGAGCAAGAUAAAGUCAAAACCCUCUUGCCAGGACCUCUUUAAGCACCAUUGAGGUGUCCUGUGUUCUUAUGUUGUUUAAUUUCCUAGUGUUGGUAUACAAACAGUUAUACUUGAUGUACUAUAUUAAUCACAAAGAAAAAAGGUUCUGGAAAGAUCUGUGUGUUGGUAGCUGAGAAAAUACCAUCAAACUUGAAUUGAUCCUCAAGGAUAGUACUGCCUUGGAAGGUUCAAGAAAGCAUUUGUCAAUGGUUAAGAUAUUUAUUUUCUGCAUGGUUCAUAUCCAAAUGUUCACAACCACAAUGCAUCUGACUGCAAUAAUGUACUAGUAAUUUAUGUCAGUGAUCACCUUGCUCACAGCAAAGCCAGAAAUGCUCUCUCCAGGGAGUAGAUGUAAAGUACUUGUAUAUAGAAUUCAGAACCGAAGAUAUUUAUUAAAAGUUGAUUUGUUUUCUUGAUAGUAUUUUUAUGUACUAAAUAUUUACGCUAAUAUCAAUGAUAUUUCGUAAACUAGAGAGAUAAUUAGCAUGCAUUUGUUUUGUGCAUAGAAAAGAAAUUUAAGCAAACUACCACAGCCAAUGCAAAAAGCUAAAACUGAACAAAUUUGAUGUACAAAUUUUGCAUUUUUAAAAUAGUUCAUAUAGAGCUGAUGACUUAUUCCCGUUCAAAGAAAUAGUGAAUUAGUUACUUCAGGAAUGUAUUCUCAGCAUAAUGUUUUUGAGGUCAGUACAUCAACUGCCUAAAAGCACAUUAUGCAAAUUAAAAUACAGAUAUGCUAACCUCUCAAAGCACAGAAUGUGCAAAGACUUCUGCAUUUUAACUGUUGUAAAAUAACAGCCGAAGCCAUUGACUCUAUACCUCUAAAGAAUCGCUGCUACUUUGUGCAAGAAUUUUAAAGGAGAGUUCCAGACAGAUAGUAAAAUAAUCCCCUGGCCUUAAAUAGAAAUCAUUUUUUAUUUUCCCUAAGAGUUUCCCUGGAAUGAAAUUCUCUCUAGUUUACUUGCGUGUGCAUAUGUCUUGUCCACAGGGAAUAUACAGAUGGUCACACACAUACACCUCUCAUAAAGAUGUACAUAUUCAUUAUACUUCUGAGCUUCCUUUUCUACUAAGCUAAAAAUUUCUUUUUAUUAAAGUGUACACUACUGAUGCUGUUUGUUGUAUUGGGAACACACAUAGCAAUAAAAAAAAAAUGUCAACACAGA
Messenger RNA from Ictidomys tridecemlineatus (thirteen-lined ground squirrel), 5700 nucleotides. It is a transcript of the gene Adamts3, whose product is annotated as ADAM metallopeptidase with thrombospondin type 1 motif 3. The record is from RefSeq and is a predicted model, not a curated record. Gene Ontology annotation, biological process: extracellular matrix organization; proteolysis. Gene Ontology annotation, molecular function: metalloendopeptidase activity. NCBI's taxonomy places the organism in Eukaryota, Metazoa, Chordata, Mammalia, Rodentia, Sciuridae. Gene Ontology annotation, cellular component: extracellular matrix.